This is a messenger RNA of Humulus lupulus (European hop), 609 nucleotides long. RefSeq lists its product as uncharacterized. Bases 1 to 609 code for a protein of 202 amino acids. The transcript is spliced from 3 exons. NCBI's taxonomy places the organism in Eukaryota, Viridiplantae, Streptophyta, Magnoliopsida, Rosales, Cannabaceae. The record is from RefSeq and is a predicted model, not a curated record.
AUGACUGCUGGUAUUCCAAUGGAACCUUCUACCUUUAAUGAGGCAAAUAAAUGCAUUGAAUGGAAAAAGGCAAUGCAAGCUGAGAUUGAUGCACUCAAGUCCCAAGGCACUUGGACCCUUGUUCCACAACCGCCUAACUCUAAGGUGACAAAGACUGGCUUGCUUGAUUCCAAACCGAUGGAUACACCUAUUGCUCUUGGUUCUUUAUCUUUGUAUGAUGGUGAUCCUUUGCUGAAUGCUUCAGAGUAUCACAGUAUCGUUGGUGCUCUACAAUACUGCACCUUCACUCGCCCCGGCAUUUCUUACACAGUUAAAAAACUAUGUCAAUUCAUGCUUACUCCAACUUCAACUCAUUUACAAGUUGCCAAAAGAGUGUUAUGCUAUUUAAAAGGGACUGCCAAUUAUGAUUGGGGGUCGUGUCCUGAUGAUCGCAGAAGCACGAGUGUUUACUGCAUUUUCCAUGGUCUGAACUUGAUAUCUUGCUCUUCGGCAAAGCAAAAAGUUGUUUCUCGCUCAAGUACCGAGUCAGAGUAUAGGGCACUUGCCAAUGGAGCCUCUGAAUUGUCCUGGUUACGAUCUUUAAUCGGUGAACUUGGUCUCCACUCUUAG